CACGAGCCUACCAGGUGUUUGACCAAUCGCAGACUCAGCCUUAGAGGAAAGACGCUCGCAGUUCAGACAUGAAGUGGACAGUCCUGGUUGCCGUGACGGUUCUGUGCUGCCUGUGGCGGGAUGCUGGCGCCGGGGUCAUCAAGCAGCACCCCAAAAGCGCCCCGCUGAGGAACCCCCACACGCACCAGCGCGUCCGAGAGCUCGCCCAACACGCCCAGAACCUGGACAACGACACAGACACCCGCCUGAUGCCACCUGCCAAUCACUCAGACAGUCAAACAAACCUGUACAUCUGCUGCCUGCACGCCAACAUCCUGGACUUCUACCUGCUGAACAUCCUGACCACCCAGGAGGUGUACCCCCACCUGGCGUCAGUGCGGGCUGAGCUGCACAGGGUCAGCAGGGACCUGGAGAGGAGAGGCUGCUCUAUCAAUCACGUGAAGGACCACGAGCACAGCAAGCGCUUCAAAGAAGAGUUCUUCAAGUUGGGGAAGAAGGGAGAGACCAAAGCGAUUGGAGAGAUCGAUAUUCUCUUCGAUUACCUCUCAAGAUAUUGCUAAUGGUAGUUUUUUUUUAAACACAGUGAUGACAGGGCUUUGUAAAGCCGUACAUUUUUAUUUGUUAAAUGAUGAAAGUUUUAUAAUACAACAAAUGUUUUAUGAUUAACAUGCAAAGCAAAAACAAGUCAAAGUACAUUAUAUUUAUCUGUCAAUUUUAUAUGUUCAUUUGUUAUUUAUUACUUAUUUAUUCUUGAUGCUCAUAUUUAUUUGAAUGUGUAUUUAUUUUUUUGUAUUCUCAUUCAAUUAUGUGUUCAGUCAGAAUUAAGGAAACAUGUAUUACAGAUAAUUUAAAUGGUGUUGAAAUGGGAGGGAACAAGUUUGCAUUGUAAAUGAUAGCAAUGCCUUUCAUGGAAGUUUCUGGAAUGUGUAACCACAAUUGUGGUACUUAUUUGGUUGUUGUUUUGUUUUGAAGCAACACUUUAAAACAGUAUGUCUUCACGAAGCUGUAAAUGCAUUGUAAAAGCAUUGUUUCUGACAAACGGGAGUUACAAGUUACAGAUGUCAAUAGUAUUGUUAUACACAGCCAGCUGAGAGAUAUUCUAGUUUAACAGGUAUUGAUGUUAUGACAGAUGACAAUUACAGAACUAUAAAAGCAAGUCAACUACUGCACAAUUAAAAGGACAAAUGUGUGUAAUCCACAUCUUCAAAUUCCUCAGCAGUUUGUUCAGGUUCAUUUUUUUAAAUUUUUUAAUAAAGUAUUCUUGA
Molecule: messenger RNA, 1265 nt
Organism: Anguilla anguilla (European eel)
Lineage: Eukaryota; Metazoa; Chordata; Actinopteri; Anguilliformes; Anguillidae
Product: interleukin-22-like
Exons: 6
Coding region: 69-560 (163 amino acids)
Cellular component (GO): extracellular region
Source: RefSeq, a predicted model, not a curated record